This is a messenger RNA of Suricata suricatta (meerkat), 1304 nucleotides long. Its product is annotated as olfactory receptor 51A4-like. Gene Ontology annotation, molecular function: G protein-coupled receptor activity; olfactory receptor activity. The coding region runs from base 141 to 1172 and encodes 343 amino acids. Gene Ontology annotation, cellular component: membrane. Gene Ontology annotation, biological process: G protein-coupled receptor signaling pathway. The transcript is spliced from 2 exons. The record is from RefSeq and is a predicted model, not a curated record. Lineage: Eukaryota; Metazoa; Chordata; Mammalia; Carnivora; Herpestidae.
GCAUAACAACACUCUCCCAGAAGAGCCACAUAUGGACUCUCUAAAAUUGCAGAUGACACAGGAAUGAAUUCUGCUUGGUGCCGCAGGUUUAUGUCUAAGAAUUAUGUGCAUAUCACUUGGAUUCACAGCACCUCAACAAUAUGGUAGAGUCAGGGACUGAGCCAGUCUAUUCGCAACACUGCAAAGGGCCUCUCCCAAGCUUCUCAUCUUGCUUCCCUCAUUUGCCUGGCAUGUUCAUCUUCAACAGGUCUGAAAUUGAAAUCUCUACCUUCUUCCUGAUUGGGAUCCCAGGGAUGGAGCAUGCCCACGUUUGGAUCUCCAUACCCAUUUGCCUCAUAUACCUCAUUGCCAUCCUGGGAAACUGUGCUAUUUUGUUUUUCAUAAAAACAGAACCAUCUCUGCAUGAACCCAUGUACUAUUUUCUCUCCAUGUUGGCUGUCUCUGACCUAGGACUGUCCCUCUCUUCUCUCCCGACCAUGCUAAGGAUAUUCUUGUUUAAUGCUCCAGGAAUUUCCCCUGAUGCCUGCUUUGCCCAAGAAUUUUUCAUUCAUGGAUUCUCAGCUAUGGAGUCGUCAGUUCUUCUUAUCAUGUCCUUUGAUCGAUUUAUUGCCAUCUGCAACCCUCUGAGAUACACCUCCAUCCUGACCAGAGCCAGAGUCACCAAAAUCGGGCUUGCUUUUUCUUUCAAAAGUGUUUUGUUGAUCCUCCCUUUCCCUUUCACUCUAAAACACCUAAGAUACUGUAAGAAGACCCUCCUUUCCCAUUCCUACUGCCUCCAUCAGGAUGUCAUGAAGCUGGCCUGCUCUGACAAUAAGGUCAAUGUCAUCUAUGGUUUAUUUGUGGCUGUCACAGGCAUCCUAGACCUAGGAUUUAUUUUCAUGUCCUACAUGAUGAUACUGAAAGCAGUAUUGAACAUAGCAUCACAGAAACAAAGGCUGAAGGUCCUCAACACCUGCGUUUCCCACAUUUGUGCUGUGCUCAUCUUCUAUGUUCCCAUUUUCUCCCUAGCUGUGAUCUAUCGGUUUGCCAAACACAGUUCUCCAGUCAUUAGGAUCCUCAUGGCUGAUGUAUUCCUGUUGGUACCUCCAUUGAUGAACCCCAUUGUAUACUGUGUGAAGAGCAAACAGAUAAGAAAUACGGUUUUAGGGAAGUUGUGUCAGAAACACAGCUGACAAGGAAUGUUUAGCCACAAUGAAACCUCAAUCAGUGAAUGACACAGAACAAGUAGAAUGAAUCAAUAAGGAAUCACAGCAUAUAUUAAUCAUUUUACAAUAUCAUCUUUCAACAUGUUUAUUAAGAUUGAA